GUUUACGUGUCUGUCAUUCAAGAGCUCAAACACGAGUUUGAAAUCACUUGGAAUCGAUACCUAAUCUCGGUGCUUUACGUAACAUUUGAAGUUGUACACUUGCUUUAUCUAGUGUCUUCUUCGGCACGAUCAACUCGAAGGGCGCAGAAAACAUUGAUCCUUUUGACGGAGUUUUUCGGCUGUGAAUUGGACAAAUCCAUCGAGAAGCAGUUUCAAAAUUUUACAACCGGACUGUUGCUGCGCGAUCAAAACGUCACUCUUUAUGGCUUGUACCGGCUGGACUUUUCUCUUCUUUAUUCGAUGGUGGCGGCAAUCGCACUGAAGUUAAUCGUGCUCGUCCAACUGCAGCUGUCUGAUUAAGCUGUAAUAAAGAUCGAUCCAAAUGUGAAAAUUGCUUGCUAAUUCGAC
Messenger RNA from Culex pipiens pallens (northern house mosquito), 408 nucleotides. RefSeq lists its product as uncharacterized. The transcript is spliced from 3 exons. Gene Ontology annotation, cellular component: membrane. The record is from RefSeq and is a predicted model, not a curated record. The annotation marks the transcript as partial. Lineage: Eukaryota; Metazoa; Arthropoda; Insecta; Diptera; Culicidae. Gene Ontology annotation, biological process: sensory perception of taste.